AUGUAUGGGAAGCUAGAUCUCGCCAAAACCUUCACUCUCCGGCAAUGCCUCAUUGAACUCAAGCAAGGGAAUAACUCGGUCACCACUUAUUUGAAUCGGCUCUCUGCCAUUUGGAAUGAGUUAGACGCUGCUGAAGAAACUCUUGAGGGGACACAGGUACUGGCCACGUCUCCACCACCCUCUCUUCGUCGAAGUUUUCAACUGGUGGUGCAAGAUGAAAGCCAAUGCCAGUUGAACUCCGAUAGAACACCACUAGAUUCAAUGGCGUUGGCAAGGUUAAGAGAGAAUGGUGAUCAACAUCAGCUAGGGCAAAAUGAAGGUGAAAAACCUUCUCUUAUAUAUGAUGAGAUGAAGGCCUCAGAUUCAAUCUUGCGAUUUGACAGUCAAAAACUCAUCGCAUUUUUUAACGCAUCUCACGACUCCAAUCGUGCCACGUCACAUCAUGAGUCAAACAGGUCAACUCCUUGGUCAAACAGAUCAAAUGGAUAUGGAAAUGGGUCAAAUGAGUAUGGAAAUGGGUCAAACGAGUCGGGAAAUUCAAGAUCCAAUAAAAACAGAAUGUAUUGUGAUUAUUACAAAAGAAGAAAUCAUGAUUGGGACCAUUGUUGGAGAUUACAUGGUCAUCCAGAUUCCAACAACAACAACAGAAAUGGUAAUUCUUCUUCUUUCCAAGUUGAUUCUCUUGGAAAUCAGUCAGCACCCACUCUCAAUUUGGAACAAUAUAAUCAGUUGCUCCAGUUGUUGAAAAUGUCCUACCUGCUCCCACCACAUCUUACACAAAUUCCAAUAUGUGGUUCGAUAUGGUCGUGCCCCUCUGAAGGAGUAUUGAGCUUCUCUGCUUUCUCUGUUCUUUCAUUUUGCCGCAAUCAUCAUCUACUUCAGCUCUUCGGCCGCCCACAAUGGCUUACUGUCAGAUGGCGUUCACAUUCUUACGUCAACAAGGUCAGGGAACGACUCGAGAACUGGGGUUGUCGAAUAAUAACUGAUUGUGAGGUGUCUUCUGUUGUGUCAGCUGAUGAUGAAGGUUGCACCGUCGUAUGUGGAGAUGGUUCCGAAGAAAUGUAUAAUGGCUGCAUAAUGGCUGUUCAUGCUCCAGAUGCCUUGAGAAUACUCGGAAGCCAAGCUACAUUUGAUGAAUCGAGAAUACUUGGUGCAUUCCAGUAUGUCUACAGUGAUAUUUUCCUCCAUCGUGACAAAAGUUUUAUGCCCCAAAACCCAGCAGCAUGGAGUGCUUGGAACUUUCUUGGAAGUACAGACAGCAAAGUAUGCCUGACUUACUGGCUCAAUGUGCUUCAGAACCUUUGUGAAACCACUUUACCUUUCCUUGUAACACUCAAUCCGGAACGUAAGCCAGAACAUACAUUGCUCCAGUGGACAACUGGUCAUCCAGUCCCAUCUAUUGCUGCAUCAAAAGCUUCACUUGAGCUUAAAAGUAUUCAGGGAAAGAGAGGAAUUUGGUUUUGCGGAGCUUAUCAGGGUUAUGGCUCCCAUGAGGAUGGACUAAAGGCAGGCAUGAGUGCUGCACACAGUGUGCUAGGAAAACAUUAUGAAAUUUUGAGCAAUCCAAAACACAUGGUACCGUCGUGGAUGGAAACAGGGGCGCGACUUUUUGUUGCUAGAUUUCUAGGACAUUAUAUCUCUACUGGCAGUUUGAUGUGAGUUCAUUUGUAUUUU
Molecule: messenger RNA, 1674 nt
Organism: Pistacia vera
Lineage: Eukaryota; Viridiplantae; Streptophyta; Magnoliopsida; Sapindales; Anacardiaceae
Exons: 9
Coding region: 1-1659 (552 amino acids)
Molecular function (GO): oxidoreductase activity
Source: RefSeq, a predicted model, not a curated record